Messenger RNA from Chiroxiphia lanceolata (lance-tailed manakin), 896 nucleotides. RefSeq names its product translation initiation factor IF-2-like. The record is from RefSeq and is a predicted model, not a curated record. The coding region runs from base 258 to 896 and encodes 212 amino acids. The transcript is spliced from 2 exons. NCBI's taxonomy places the organism in Eukaryota, Metazoa, Chordata, Aves, Passeriformes, Pipridae.
GGGAGUGAUCCCGAACUGCUCUCCGUGGCGUGGCUGGGAGAAGACGGGCUCUCCGACACAUUCUCCAGGUCGGAAAGCACGGAGCUGAACACAACACAGGAUCCCGUUGAACUCCAACCUGGCCAGCCUGUAGUGUCCGCUGACUCUGAAAGCACCCCCAGCCAAUACUGGGGGAGGGGAAAAAUCAAACCAAAACAAAAAGCGCUACCCCGAGUGCUUUCCGCCUGUGGCCCGUGGAGAGAUUACAGCAGGCCACAAUGUCGGCACCUAUACUGGAACACUGCUUCCCCUUUCCAGAGUUUAGAAGCUUACGAGCCCUAAAAUUCGUCUUUAAAGCAGAUGCAGGACAACAUCUCCUGGAGGUCAGGCUGAGACAUCAGGAACCAAGGAACUGUUUCAUCCGAAGCUGGGCCCGCCUGCCCGAACAGGCACGGCGUAUCCACCCCAACCCUGCACCACCAUCCAGCCCGUCUGAAGAGGAGUUACUACAAAUGUCCGAGCCUACUCUCUGCAACGACCCCGGAGCCCGAACGGGAGGUCAGAAGACGCCCCCAGACCGCGGAGGGACGCGGGGGCUCAUUCACUCGCCGUUUUCCCUGUCUGCGGGCGGAGGAGCCCCUCGGGCCGGCAGAAGCCUUUCCCCCCGCCCCCGGCCGGCUGCAGGGAGCGGCGGCCCCGCAGGAGCACGACGCGGCCCCGCGGGGGCCAACACGGCCCUCGCCGGCAGAGCCGCCCCGGCACCGGCCGCCCCCUCCCCGCUCCGCCAUGCCCGGCCCGCAGCCCCCCGCCCGCCCCUCAGGACCGGCCGCCGCACAAAGGGCCGCGGAGACGGACCUCCCCCCGCCGGUCUCCGCCCUCCUUUACCUGUGGCCCGGGGGGUCGGUGGCUGCCGCUGA